Messenger RNA from Aureobasidium subglaciale EXF-2481, 772 nucleotides. RefSeq lists its product as uncharacterized. NCBI's taxonomy places the organism in Eukaryota, Fungi, Ascomycota, Dothideomycetes, Dothideales, Saccotheciaceae. The coding region runs from base 141 to 725 and encodes 194 amino acids. The transcript is spliced from 2 exons. The record is from RefSeq and is a predicted model, not a curated record. Gene Ontology annotation, molecular function: oxidoreductase activity, acting on single donors with incorporation of molecular oxygen; ferrous iron binding; zinc ion binding.
CUCUCGCUCUGUUUCCACUUUCUACACCUCUGCUUCGUUGGACAAGAACCUUCGCGGGAAGGACAUCUGCAGCAUCGUUGAAGAGCACGUCACCCAUAAGCACUAGCAAAGUGUCAUCGGCUCUUUACUCGACAUCCAAAAUGACUCGGACACCAGUCUACUUCCUCUCACAUGGAGGUCCCAACAUUAUGGAAGACUACGAUCACCCAGCCUAUAAAAAGCUUCAAGAAAUCGGCAGAGAAAUUACGCAAAAAGUCAAGCCAAAAGCCGUGGUCGUAUUCUCGGCACAUUGGCAGGCAAGUCCUACCAGCAUUCAAGUCAACACCGCUGAACUCACUGAUCUGAUCUACGACUACUACGGCUUCCCGGAUCACUACUACAAAGUCAAGUAUCCGAAUGUUGGCAGCAAGGAGCUCUCAUCUCGUGUUUUGUCUGCUUUGAAAGCAGCGAACAUUCCUGCCACUGGUGUUUCGAGGGGUCUUGAUCAUGGUGUCUUUGCGCCUUUCACUGUCGCUUUUGACCCCAAGACCAAUCCUCUGAAUGUGCCUCUGGUUCAAGUGUCACUGUUCGACAGUGAUGAUGCAGAUCAGCACUACAGACUCGGAGAGGCAAUGCAGGGAUUGAGAGAGCAAGGCGUAGCGGUGAUCGUCAGUGGCAUGGCUGUGCAUAACCUAAGAGAUAUGUGGCAGGCUAUGCAGCGACCUGCGCAGAUCUGGAAUGUGUAAAGAGUGAUUGCUAACAAUUGUGCUAGCCUGAAGAUAGACAAAAAGCC